This is a messenger RNA of Arachis stenosperma, 1547 nucleotides long. Its product is annotated as glucose-6-phosphate 1-dehydrogenase 3, chloroplastic-like. Gene Ontology annotation, cellular component: chloroplast stroma. The record is from RefSeq and is a predicted model, not a curated record. Gene Ontology annotation, biological process: glucose metabolic process; pentose-phosphate shunt, oxidative branch. The coding region runs from base 885 to 1262 and encodes 125 amino acids. Gene Ontology annotation, molecular function: glucose-6-phosphate dehydrogenase activity; NADP binding. The transcript is spliced from 6 exons. NCBI's taxonomy places the organism in Eukaryota, Viridiplantae, Streptophyta, Magnoliopsida, Fabales, Fabaceae.
CACACGAUGGCUCGCUCAAUCUCCCUUCUAUCUCUCCCUCGUCCUCGUGCUCAAUCCAUCGCUACCGCCACUUUCACCCUCCACCAUCGCUUCCUCUUCAACAGAAUCAAAGGUUCCAAGCCACACACCUUGCUUCCCCAUUGUACGACGAUAGCGGAUCUCCUUUCAGAUCCCGGAUCUUCUCCGGUGACAUCUCCUCAGGCGACGACCUCCUUUGGCCACAUCUCUUCCCAUGGUAAUCUCCUCCGGUGAUGUCACCUCCAACUUCCUCUCCUUUCCAUCCUAGCUCUGCGCCUUCUUUGCCAAAAUCCUCAGCGCCUCCCUCAGCGUCUUCUUCGAUGACAUCUCUCUAUUGAAGAUCUGUAAAUCCAAGCCAUCACAAACAGAACAAGCACAACUCUCCCCUGCUUCCUCUGUUUUUCUAUAAGUACUAUAGAUCUCUCUCAUCCUUUCUCUUGUCCCUUCCUUAAUUUUUUAUUUUAUUUUUGCGGUAUAACAAUAUAAUUAAUUACUAUUUGUUCUUGUGUUGCUGGUUCAAUUUGAUUAAUAAUUAAGGUUAAGCAUGACAUCUUAAUUGUAUGAUUGUUAGGGUUUUGAGAGACAGGAAUUGUAGCUUAUUGUGUUUUGAGCACCAUGUGUUUGUUUUUAUGUGUGUGUGAUGGUUAAUGUAUCUAAAUUGGUACUUUUGUAUAUCAGCUUCUAUCGUGCUUCUAAAUUGGUGGUUAACAAUCGAAUUCUUUUCAGAUGUAAAUUGUAAAGUACAUUCUUUAAAUUCUUGAUAAUUUGUUCUAUUUGUUCAUGAAGUUGGCAGAAAAUUUAUGGGAGAAAGCCCUGGUGAGUGAAGCAUCAAUUUUCUUCUUAAUUUGUUAUUCUUUGGUUCAUUUAUGGCAACACUAACUAACUGGAACCUGAUUCUCCGGUUAUCCAGAGAGAACUGCGGUGAAAAGAUGGAUGAAUUUCUUAAGAGAUGCUUCUACCAUUCUGGUCAGUAUGACUCUCAGGAAAACUUUGCAGCACUGGACAAGAAGCUUAAGGAACAUGAGAAUGGGAAAGCUUCUAAUCGCCUGUUCUAUCUAUCAAUUCCUCCAAACAUAUUCAUAGAUGCUGUAAAAUGUGCCAGUUCAUCAGCAUCUUCUGGUAAUGGUUGGACAAGAGUCAUUGUUGAGAAGCCUUUUGGUCAAGAUUCAGAAUCUUCAGCUGCUUUAACAAAAUCGCUCAAGCAGUAUCUUCGUGAGGAUCAAAUUUUCAGGUUUUCUACCUAAACCAAUUAUGUAAUCUACUUUACAAAGGAGCUACAAGUAGAUGACUCGUCACUUUACAUAUUUGGGAUACAACAGGACAAGAAAGGUUCAAUAGUUUAGGUGCUGCAUUUUAUAGAGGUGUAGAUUGUUGUGUUUUGGUGUAUGAUGUAAAUGCACACAACACAUUUGACACACUAAACAAUUGGCAUGAUGAGUUCAUUAAGCAGGUAGAUUUGAAUGAUCAUGAAGCAUUUCCCUUUGUGUUACUUGGGAACAAGGUUGAUGUAGAUGGUGGGAACAGUAGAA